This is a messenger RNA of Lepidothrix coronata (blue-crowned manakin), 2595 nucleotides long. Its product is annotated as platelet glycoprotein V-like. The record is from RefSeq and is a predicted model, not a curated record. Lineage: Eukaryota; Metazoa; Chordata; Aves; Passeriformes; Pipridae. Bases 137 to 1201 code for a protein of 354 amino acids. Gene Ontology annotation, molecular function: protein binding. Gene Ontology annotation, cellular component: plasma membrane. The transcript has 2 exons.
GCUCUUGCGCCUGACGCUCUCCAGAAACAAGCUUGAGGUUUUGCCUUCUGGGCUUUUUUUGCACUUGCAUGACCUGUGUAAACUGACCUUAUACAGGAACCCACUGAAGUCUCUUCCAGAAAUACUGUUUGGAGAAAUGAGGCAUCUUGGUAGCCUGUGGCUGUAUCACACAAAGCUCCCAACGAUACCAGAUUUUGUGUUCAGUAACUUGACAAAUUUAGAGCUUCUUGUGCUGAGUUUUAAUCCAGAGCUUACGGUUCUUCCUAAGAACGUGUUCAGUGGCCUGAAUGAACUACGAGGCCUUUCUCUGCAUACAAACAAUAUUUCCAGUUUGCCAGAGGGCAUAUUUCUGAGCCUUCAGAAACUGCAGAACGUUUCCCUCUUUGAUACAAGGCUUGAGGUUCUUCCUAGAGACCUCUUUCAUAAUCUCAAGCACCUCCAGAAGGUUUACCUGAAUAGUACUAAGCUGCAGUCUCUUCCUGCAGACUUCUUUGCCGCUUUACCUGAGCUGCAAGAAGUUGUUCUUGACGACAACCCUUGGAAAUGUGAUUGCCAAAUUCUUGGCUUCCGAGAAUGGCUCCAAAAGAACACGGAGAUAGUUAAAGAUGUGCCAUCUCUAAUGUGCCACAGCCCACUGGCACUGCAGAAUAUUUCUCUUGUGGCUCUAACCAUUGAUGGCCCGAAGUGCCUGCCAACCACAGCCAUUACGUAUCAGACGUUCAGCUCAACUUAUUCCCAGACCUUGACGUCUCCUGUGACGGAGCACUUAAGAUCAUCUUGGGAGAUUUCUGUAACAGCAGUGUUUGACAUGGAAAGCAGCACACCCACAUCAAUUCCUCCUGAGACUCCAGGUUUUACCUACUCCCAUGUUGAAGAUGUUGGACAACCUGGGUUUCAUUUCUCAGAUGUUCCAAUACAAACUUCUCCCAGCGUCAUAGCACGAACUGACAGUGUCAGAGGAACAGAUUUAACUACUCUUGUCUGGUGGGAUGAGUUGCCAGCCCACAGGAGUGCUAAACCCUAUUUUAAUACCAGAAUUGCUUAUUGCCAGCUAUUCUUGUGCCUUCACAGUUUGAUUUUAGCACUCCAGACUGUAACCAUUGUGCUCAGUCUGUAUGUGAUGGGUAAAACCAGGCAACUCUUGCACUCCAAAAAUACUCCUGCUCAGCCUGUAGUUCUGAUAAGAUUGUUAAGAAGAUAGAGCAUACUAGCCCAAGAGAGGAUUAGAAGCGUUGCCUUGGAUGCGGUUUAAGCAAUUGAUACUCAAUUCAGAUCUGGAUUACAAAUCUUCAUAGCAAGAAUCAUAAAGACCUUGGCUUUACAGCAUAAUGAAAAUAUGCUUUUAUGUACAUCACAGUUUUUGCCAGAAGUGGCUGUAAUCACUGUACAUUGCUACAGCAUCUGGUGCAGGAACUGAGAGGGAGAGCUGAAAGUGCCUGUGGUCACUGCAACAUGUCCUCUGUGGGUUUCCUGCUUUGGCCCUCAGCCCUGUGCCUGCUCACACUGCUCCAGUGGGGUGGCAUUAACAUAGGGAGCUCUACACAGGAACAUGGCUUUAACUGUGCUUUAGAGAGUGCCCAAAGUACUCCAAAUGCUAUUAUGCCUUAUACUGCCUGUUUUGUCUCCUUACUGAGAAAACAAAUGGUAUUUUUGGGAGGAGAUGCUGGGAAGGACCUUUUAACAAUGGGAGUGUGGGUGGAAUGGUACGAUGCAAGUGUCUUAGCUUUUGUUCUCUGUCCUCAGCCCCUUUCCAGGAUGUGGCAUGAGGAAGGGGUACCAUUUAAAGCUAACAGCAGAGGAAGAUGGUGAGAUAGGAGGUAUAAUCUUGAUGUACUUUAUUGUUUGUCUGGUGAGGGGGAGAGUUGGAAACUUUGUAAAGUUACAACAGCUCUGAAUUUGAAGUAAACACUUUCAUCCUUAAACUUUGGCCAGUGGUCUGAAAAAGCAAGGUGUUACUGGCUGUGUGAUGCAGGGAAUCUUGAAACCAGAAUAACAGGCAGAUGCCCAGAACUGAGGCUGGGCUUCACAGGAAUGUAUUAGAUUGGAGCUGGUCUUGACUGAGGUGGGAGAGAAAGGCAUGGUCUCUCCUGGGUUGGCUAGCAAAACAGGCAUGCAGCCAAGCAGCUGGGAGCCUGCCUGAACUGAGGGCCCUGAAGUGUCACCACUGUUUUGAAGCUGACUGGGGAACGUACACAACUCCAUCAGCUUGGAGUGUGCAGUAGCAUUUUCAGUCUGGCUAUUUUUUACCUUAUUACAUAGUGCUACUCCCUGACUUCCAGGCCUUUCAAGUGUUGAUAUGCAAAGACAACUACAAGGCAAUAAUGUGGGUUUUGGUCUUCAUACCAAAAUGCUUAUUAUUAUUUGAAUUAUAUAAAUAUUUUAGUUUGUAAGUAGACUGGUAGCUGUCAGACUGCCUGUGCUUUGGUAGCUCUUGGAUUUAACUAUUACCUUUUAAUUAUGUGACUUAGCUUGUUCUUAAAAGCUCUGAUGUUGUGCUUGAAAACCUUUGGAUGUGGUUCCCCGGCUCCUUGGGCCAGAGAGCCUGUACUCCAGGAGUCCUUUUUUAGUUGUACUGACUUUCUAACUAUUGAGGGC